Vitrella brassicaformis is the source of this 1607-nucleotide messenger RNA. Lineage: Eukaryota; Vitrellaceae. The record is from the annotation of a GenBank genome assembly.
AUGGCGCCACCGAGGCCACCCUCGAUAUCUCUCUCAAGGGUGGAAUGCGCCCCUAUUUCGGCCCAGAGAUACCAUCUGGACGGCGGAGGACUACGACAGCUAUUGGAGCUGGUGGUAUGCCUCGAACGAAAGCGACAAGCGCGUCUGGUCCGAGGACAAAGGUCGGGAGGGCUGGGCAAGAGAUCUAGAGAUCUGUGUCGACAAUGCACACGGGACAGAGAUCUGACACGUCACCCGUCCUGCUGUGCGUGCUGCAGAGGCGUGGCUGCCCAGUGGUGGACAGGUCCACAGCUUCGGGUUUCGCGAGAGUCCGGGCCUCUUCUCACCCGGACCCCGUGGUACUACGAAGGGUAAGCCGCGAUCAUGUAUCAAAUGCCUCACAUCCAGCGAGCGGGUCGAAUCUGUCGAUUUCCUUACGCGCGCAGAGGCGCCAUUUCAGGCCACGAGCGUCGGAAUCCCCUACAGUACUGCGCACGCAUACACGCGGAAGACAGGCCGUGGGUGGACUCGCUUUCUUGUAUGUGAUUGUGUUGGUUAGCGGCCAUCCGGGUAUCCAACGGUCAUGGUACGCUGCAUGACAGAGAGGGUUGCAUCCAGGUGCAAGUUGCUUGCAUCCCUUGCCUUGGUCUCCUUCAGGGGCUACGUUGGCAUUGCCCGCUGGAAUCCCGACUGCGGCUGGACCGGCAUUGCUAGAGCAGAGGAAAACCGGACCAUGGAAGGUGGGUGGGCCGAUUGAAAGACGGCGAGCCCGGCCAUGCAAUCACAACACCUGCUCUCUGUGUCCGUGCUCUGCUCUCUUUCAGACAUCUGCCGCUGGAACCCUGGCUGGUAACCUGUGACAUGUUGCAUCAAAUAAGAACGAGGGUCGAGGGCGUCUCGAUUGUCCUUCAGGGGAUGGGUCGGCAUUGCGCGAGGGUAUGGCCCCCACGAAUACACUGGAUUCGGGUGACGGACGCGCACCGCACAGAUACACACGUACAUACAUAUGCAAUGAAUGGAUUGGCCUCGUCUUGUGCACGGCCUGGUUCAGGUGGGUUGGCAACGGCCGCUGGUCAUGGGUGAGUGCACUGAAGAACGAGAGGAGUGCGCCAUUAGGGCAGGUUUCACGGAUGCGCCAUUAUGGAUGGGUGGGUUGCCAAGGGGCGCUGGUGAGUCCUGCCUACCAUGGCUGGUGAGCCAAUCCAGAAAAGAAAAGGAGAGAAGGCUUGUCGCUGCUUUGCCCAUUUUCCGGCCGCCUGUCUGUCCGGCGGCAUAUGAAUGGACCAGGGGGUGGUUCGGCAUUGCGAGAUGGCACCCUGCUGCCUGCGGUUGGGGAUGGACGGGCAUUGCCGGCUGGCUCGACAGCUACUUCGGGGUUCUGGGGCACGUGGGCCUAGGCCGCUGGAACCACUUUAUUUCCAUCGUAACCAACCUGCCUGCUAUCACUUGAUGCCCCGCCAUCACAUUUCUGUGUGUGUGUGUGUAUGCAGGGCGUCGCCGGUGGGGCUGGAUGUCGCCCGGUUAUUCAGCGGUGGGGCUGGGCGCCCCCCGGCAUUCAGCGGUGGGGCUGGAUGUCCCCGGGCUUUCAGCGGUGGGGAUGGGGGCCGCCCGGUAUUCAGCGCAUCUGA